Messenger RNA from Dothidotthia symphoricarpi CBS 119687, 1170 nucleotides. RefSeq names its product Asparaginase/glutaminase. Gene Ontology annotation, molecular function: asparaginase activity. The coding region runs from base 1 to 1170 and encodes 389 amino acids. NCBI's taxonomy places the organism in Eukaryota, Fungi, Ascomycota, Dothideomycetes, Pleosporales, Dothidotthiaceae. The record is from RefSeq and is a predicted model, not a curated record. The transcript has 6 exons.
AUGCUCAGUUCGAUUCUCACAACGGCGCUUGUCGUCACGACGGUCGUUGCAUCGCCGCUACAAAUUCAAAAACGAGAGGACCCCAAUACCGGAUUGACAUGGAUCUACAAGGACGCCACACUACCGAAGGUGAUGUUGUACAAUACCGGCGAUGGGACCAUCUUAUCAGGAUCAACUCAUGGCCGCUUGGAUAAUAUAAACUACGGUGGUGGCUCUGGCAGCCUGACUCCAGAGACCCUCAUCUCCAGUGUUAGCGAAGUUCUCGACAUUGCCCAGCUGGCAGUUCGCAAUAUUGGCGGCGGCGGCAGCGCCAAUGCGAAUUCGGACAGAUUUUUGAACAUCUCGAUGGACGCUACUAAGCGAUUAUGUUCGGACGACUCUGAUAUUGUGGGCGCUGUUAUGAUCCAUGGCACCAACACUCUGGCUGAGACUGCUUUCGGCGUUGAUCUGACCCUGAAUUGCUCGAAGCCAUUCGUUGCGACUGGUUCCAUGCGACCAAACUCCGCCCUAUCCGCGGACGGACCUUUCAACUUCUACGACGCUGUCAGGACUGCCAUUCACCCUGAGGCGCGUGAUCGUGGCGCCAUGAUUGCGUUCAACGACCACCUGGUAUCCGUUUUCUAUGGAACCAAGACUAACGGUAACACCGUCACCACUUUCUUGGCCAUGGAUCAGGGUUACAUUGCUCAAUUUCUGGCUGGACAGCCAUACUUUUUCUACGGAGCCUCUCUGCCAAAGGCCCGCCAUUUCUUCGACCCCUUCAAGCUCCAGUACCCCCUUCCCAAAGUGGUCGUUCUUUACGGUCAUCAGGGCUUCGACGCCGGUCUGCUGCGCGCUGCCGUUGCGGACGGUGCUAAGGGAAUUGUCAUCAUGGGCGUUGGCCCUGGCGGUCUCAGCACCGCCGCUACACAGGCCGCCAACGAGCUCUUCGAGCAGGGCGUGGUCACCGUCGCGUCGCUCCGACCCUUCUUCGGCGCGGUGGUUCCUGGACCUCAGACCAGCAACAUCAUCAGCUCGGGCUUCCUACACGGUGAACAGUCUCGGAUUCAGCUCCAGCUUGCCAUGGCCUCGGGCUAUGACGUGGCUGGCAUCCGAAAGCUGUUUGAGGGUGAUAUCCGUAAGGCAGUGUAUAACGACGCUACGGCCUUUUACAACGCUACUACUCUAUAG